Molecule: messenger RNA, 1680 nt
Organism: Rhinocladiella mackenziei CBS 650.93
Lineage: Eukaryota; Fungi; Ascomycota; Eurotiomycetes; Chaetothyriales; Herpotrichiellaceae
Exons: 3
Coding region: 1-1680 (559 amino acids)
Biological process (GO): transmembrane transport
Cellular component (GO): membrane
Molecular function (GO): transmembrane transporter activity
Source: RefSeq, a predicted model, not a curated record
AUGGCGACCACUAGGAAAGGCUCCAUCACAGUUGUUGAUGAAAAUACUGUCGGUGUCACAUCCGUAUUUACCAAGCGCGGCGACCAUGCUGUCCUACAAGAAGGUGCCACCAAGGAUGAGGUGACCUUGGGUGCAUUGGGUUAUAAACAGGAGUUCAAGAGAGAUUUCACAAUCUGGGAGUCAUUCUCGGUGUCAUUCUCGGUUCUGGGACUUCUGCCAUCGGUUGCCUCCACCAUCGCCUACAGUUUAGGCUAUUCAGGUACUGGUGGUGCCAUUUGGGGAUGGCUUGUGGCUGCAUUGAUCAUUCAAUCAACCGCCUUCUGCAUGGCUGAAUUGUGCUCCAGUAUGCCAACCGCAGGCGGGUUGUAUUAUGCUGCCGCCGUUCUUGCACCUGAAGGAUGGGGUCCUGUCUGUUCUUGGUUUGUUGGCUGGUCGAAUUUUUGCGGAUUCGUGACUGGACCUUGCUCGGUCAACUACGCGCUGGCUUCCAUGCUGAUUACCUGCGGCAUGAUUGCGUAUCCCGACUACACCCCGGAGACAUGGCAUGUCUAUCUCACCUUGCUGGCACUUCUCAUCCUCAACGGCGUCCUUACUAUGCAGUCAACCUGGUUCAUCGGCUGGCUAAACAAAAUUGGCACCAUCUGGAACCUUGCGGUAUUGAUCAUCUUCAUCAUCUGGUUCCCGGUUGGCUCCGUCAACCACCCCAAAACCAACGACAGUCACGCCGUCUGGACAGAAUUUCAAAAUGGAACCGAGUGGCCCAUCGGCUGGGCCACCAUCAUGGGGUUUUUGACGACUAUUUGGACUAUGUCGGGUUAUGAUGCACCAUUCCAUCUUUCGGAGGAAUGCAGCAAUGCAAAUAUCGCCUCGCCACGAGCCAUUGUCAUGACAGCGCAAUCUGGGCUAUGGUUGGGCUGGGCGAUUAUCUUCGUGAUAGUUUAUACCGUCAAAGAUAUCACCGACGUCGUUGCUGGCCAGUAUGGACAACCAUUUGGAAGUCUAUGCCUACAAGUACUCGGGAAGAAUGCCGGUCUCGCCAUGUUUUCCCUCAACAUUGUCGCCCAAUUCUUCGUCGGCGAAGGCUGCACCAUCACGGCAACUCGUGUUGUUUUUGCCUAUUCUCGCGAUGGUGCUAUUCCCGGUUCGAGGUGGUGGAAACAAGUUCACCCGAGAACAAAGACUCCAGUCUAUGCGACGUGGGGAGUUCUGAUGGUUUCAGCUUUACUGGGUUUGUUGAUGUUUGCAAGUCCUGUUGCCAUCGGUGCAGUAUUCAGCAUUGGCGCCAUUGCUCAGUACACGUCUUUUACUGCUCCUAUUGCCUUGAAGCUGUUCUUUGACAAGGGCCGAUUCAAACCCGGCCCAUGGAGCCUUGGGCGAUGGUCGAGCCCCUUGGGGGCUAUUGCCUGUGCUUGGUGGUGUUUGAUCGUUCCGGCUUUAUGCUUCCCUGCUGUUAAAGGAAAAGACUUGACUCCCAAGACCAUGAAUUGGACAUGUCUUAUCUACGGGGGUACCAUGUCCAUUGCGAUGACCUGGUACGCUAUCAGUGGAAGGAAAUGGUUCAAGGGUCCCAAGAUCAAUAUCCAAUUUACCCACGAAGGUACUGAAAUUCUGGAGGGACAAUCCGCGGAUGAUGGUAGUGGAAAGAACAAGGAGAUGGAGGCAGCCGCACUCAAAUCAUGA